UACAACAGUUUGACAUAAAUAUUAUAUCUGUCAUGGCUGGCAAUCACAAUACAGCUAUGGCUAUACUAGUCCGAGAGAUAAAAAUAUUGAUUUUUACUAUUUCGUGUACUGAAAUUAGUAUUAGCAAAACAUAAGUGAUCAGGCUACAUAAUUACUAAUUGUAGAAGCAAAUUUAAAGUGAUGAAUCUUUGGGCGAAACCUUAACAGCGAAACAUUGAUGUUAUAAAACACUUGCAUACCCAUAAAUAACAAUGGCCGCAUUGAAUAUUGAUCAACCAUCCAACAGUGAUACGGAAGUGAACAUACGAAGGGGACUUGAUGUAAUUCAAAGCAUGAUAGAUAUUUCGGCCGAUCGCUUGGAGGGCCUUAGAACCCAAUGUGCAACCAGUGCAGAACUUACACAACAGGAAAUACGGACACUGGAAGCUAAGCUCGUCAAAAUGUUUUCGGAGCUCCUUUUAACGAAGGCAAAAUUGUCGGAACGUUUACCAAGUCGCGGAUUACCGGCCACAGGCAAUGAACUUAGACAAUGGUUACGCGUUGUAGGAUUGAGUUCUACAUCGUUAAAUGCUGUGAUACAAAAAGUAGAUUCACUUGAACGACUGUUAGAAAAAAACGAUGUUGAACUGCGUGAAAUAUUACUUAACAACAUCAACGCCCGUGAUGAGGAAUUACGGCGAUUAUUACACGCCAUGAAUAAUCUCAGACGAUGUCGAGAUCAUCUGCAAUCUGAUGAGCCAAAAGAACCGAUCGAUUUGUUUUGGGAUUCGUGGGAUCGCCACUCAACACAUUACCGUGGCUCUCCUCGUAUCAGUCGCUCUUUGCCGAGAUCCGCUAAAAAAUCCUCACAAAUAGAUCGACAAUCUAACGGUGUAGUAUACAGUCCAGUGGAUAUAACAAGGCCUGUCGGGUCAGCUGAGGGUGCACAAGAAAUAACACUUCAACCGAACAAAACUGUAUCUCCGGAAGAAGCAUCUACUUGUACACUUACUCCUUCACCGUCACCACCAACAUCUCCUUCAAACUCAGCUACAUCGAAGCAAGUUAAGAAAAGCUUUCCUACCACUCCCCCUCCUAAGAAAAAGCAUCAAACUCAUAUACGUCAAACGAUCAUCAAUCAAACAUCAGUUGCACAUAACAAUAAUCUUAUCAAUCCUGUCCAGACCUCUGUUAAUGCCAAUACUGAACAGUCAUUGUCACUAACAAAAUCCAAAUCCCAUGAGUCACAGUUCUUGGCUAGCCAAUCUGCACACACGGUGGAAUGCGUCAAUCAAAAUAUGGUGAAUUCUAACGACAUUACUACGUGCGCCCAUACAUUGUCAGCUGGUAACGGUAGUAUACAUUCUUCAGGAGCACGAACUCGUUUGUAUACAGAUCCAACACCCGAAAAUCACACCAAUGAUGGAACUGAUAGCAUUAUAUCCAAUCUGCAUAGUGUAUCUAUACCACCUAAAUCGCCGUGCACUCCAAUCAUAACACGUGUCAUGGGUCAUAUGAUACAACAUCGCUUCACUAAAAAAUUCAAAGUGACAAAAAGCACUUGUGACUUAUGUAAUAAGCAAAUGUUUUUCGGAUUCAAAUGUACGGAAUGUAAAUAUCGCUGCCAUAAAGAUUGUAAAUCGAAUGUACCUCCUUCUUGUGGAUUACCUCAAGAGUUUGUAGAUGAGUUCAAAAAAAGUUUGCAAUCUGAUACACUAAUUCCUAAUGUAUCACCCAACCUAUGUAAUCGACUUAUGUAUGCAAAGGAUCGGAACCGUGCCCAGUUACACGGAAUACAUGGAGGUCCAGAUAGCAGCGGCUCGAGUUGCAACAGUUCAUCUCCUUCAAGUCCAGCUCUAUUGUCGUUGCUUCCUCCAACUCCUGCUGCUUCUAAACAUUCACAAUUCAACUUUCCAGAAGUAUCAAUUGGUGGUUCGUUCAGCAUUGUUUUAGAUACAGAAGAUAUAACAUUGGAAACCCAUCCCAUAAAUAACAACAAUAGUCGACAUCCCGGUGUAGACAUUCCAAGAGUACAACUUUCGAAGUUGCCAGAAUCACAUGAAAGCAAUGACAGUGACAAAACCGGUUCUACAAGCGCUGCAAGCACGGAUUCUUCAUCAGAGAGAACUCCGGUUCGACUAGAUUCAACGGAAGAAAAAGAUAAUGACAACUGGCCUCGUCAAAACAGUAUCUCUCUUAAGGAAUGGGAUAUUCCUUACGACGAUCUUAAAUUGCUAGAAAAAAUUGGUAAUGGUCGAUUCGGUACCGUUCAUCGCGCUCUUUGGCAUGGAGAUGUGGCAGUAAAAUUAUUAAAAGAAGAUUACGUUGCUGAUGAGAGAACACUUGAAGCGUUCAAGUUAGAAGUUGCCACUUUCAAAAAAACUCGUCACGAGAACGUAGUUUUAUUCAUGGGAGCAUGUAUGAAUCCUCCGAGGCUAGCUAUCGUUACUUCGUUAUGUAAAGGCAACACACUUCACACACAUAUUCAUAUUCGCAAAGAUAAAUUUAAUUUGCAUCGUACUACUAUUGUUGCCCAACAAAUAUCACAAGGAAUGGGUUAUUUACAUGCUAGAGGUAUCGUUCACAAAGAUCUUAAAACUAAAAACAUCUUUCUAGAAAAUGGCAAAGUGAUAAUAACCGAUUUUGGCCUCUUCAGUGCUACUAAAUUAUUAUAUUGUGAUUUAGGAUUAGGUAUACCAAGCGGUUGGUUGUGUUAUUUAGCCCCUGAGUUAAUGCGCAAACUCACUUCCUAUCGUCCAAUAGAUGAAGACUUGCCAUUUUCAAAAUCGUCGGACAUAUUUGCUUUUGGAACUGUAUGGUAUGAACUGUUGUGUGGAGAUUUCCCUUUCAAAUCACAGCCUCCGGAAGCUAUUAUAUGGCAAGUCGGCCGGGGUAUGAAACAAACAUUAGCAAAUUUACAAGCUUCACGUGAGGUCAAAGACAUUCUGAUGAUUUGUUGGGCAUUUCAAGCUGAUGAUAGGCCGGAUUUUGCAAAGUUACUGGUACAGCUUGAGCGGUUGCCUAAAAAACGCCUCGCACGUUCGCCAUCACAUCCGGUACAGUUGUCGCGCUCAGCUGAAUCAGUUUUUUAAUUGAAUAAUAUGCAAUCAAUGAAGAUGAAGCAUUUGAAAUAAAUUGUAAAAUAAGGUCUAAUUGUUUUUAUAGUCACUAAAGACAUUAUUAACAUAGGAACAAACUCGUAUUAGUGCAUCAUGUGGAAAAUAAAAUAAAAGCUUUCUAUAAUUCUUUCUACAAAAUCAAACCAAAUUCUAGUACGUAAAACACAAUAUCGAGCGGCAAAUGCAAAAUGCUGAAAUGACACUGUACAUAAAUUGUUUUAUCAUAUAGUGAACCGUAAAUUAUUGCGAAAUGUAACUUUAAAAUAUUAUAUGGUUAAAAAAUAAAUAUAUUACGUAAAUUAUUUAA
Aedes aegypti (yellow fever mosquito) is the source of this 3405-nucleotide messenger RNA. It is a transcript of the gene ksr, whose product is annotated as kinase suppressor of Ras 2. Bases 252 to 3071 code for a protein of 939 amino acids. Gene Ontology annotation, molecular function: protein kinase activity; ATP binding. Gene Ontology annotation, biological process: protein phosphorylation. NCBI's taxonomy places the organism in Eukaryota, Metazoa, Arthropoda, Insecta, Diptera, Culicidae. The transcript has 2 exons. The record is from RefSeq and is a predicted model, not a curated record.